Molecule: messenger RNA, 1882 nt
Organism: Leptonychotes weddellii (Weddell seal)
Lineage: Eukaryota; Metazoa; Chordata; Mammalia; Carnivora; Phocidae
Source: RefSeq, a predicted model, not a curated record
AUGGUCGACUUUAUCACUCCUGCCAUGAAAAGGGGCCAGAAGAUGCCAGUUUCUUUCCUGUCCAGUGCCGCUAAAGGAAAGGACGCUGCGUGCGGGCCCCGAGAUGGGAAGAGCCUCUUGAGCGGGCUGGCGUCUGGGGAGUCCAGCUGGUCGCAGCACCGACAGCGGCGCCUGCAGGACCACGGCAAAGAGAGGAAGGAGCUCUUCUCUAUGACUUUGCAGAGCGCAGAGAAGAAGGCCGAGGCUAGUGGCCCAGAGGCCGAGCCCUGCCCAGAGCUCCGCGUGGAGGCGCUGGAGACGCUGACGCGGGCUUCUGCAGCGGGUGCCGAGGGCGGAGGGGCCCGCCCCGAGCAGCCGUUCAUUGUGCUGGGGCAGGAGGAGUACGGGGAGCACCACUCCUCCAUCAUGCACUGCAGAGUGGACUGCUCGGGGAGGAGGGUCGCCAGCUUAGACGUAGAUGGGGUCAUCAAAGUGUGGUCCUUCAACCCCAUCAUGCAGACCAAAGCGUCUUCCAUUUCCAAGUCGCCGCUGCUGUCCCUGGAGUGGGCCACCAAGCGGGACAGGCUGCUCUUGCUGGGCAGUGGUGUGGGGACGGUGCGUCUUUAUGACACGGAAGCCAAGAAGAAUCUGUGUGAGAUCAGCAUCAAUGAUGAUAUGCCCAGAAUCCUGUCGCUUGCCUGCAGCCCCAACGGGGCCUCCUUCGUCUGUUCGGCCGCCGCUCCGAGCCUCGCUUCCCAGGUGGACUUCUCAGCUCCAGAUAUUGGCAGCAAGGCUACUAACCAGGUUCCCGGCAAGCUGCUGCUGUGGGACACGAAAACCAUGAAGCAGCAGGUGCAGGCCCUGCCCCUGGGGGUCUCCCCGUGGGUCUGUGUGGGGUCCCGCUCCUGCGGUAGCGCUGUCUUUCUGAUGAGCCUCAUCCUCUCUUUGCUUCGGUCUCCUCAGAUUUCAGUAUACGUGCUGCCGAAGCGAGCACUAGUCUCCUCAGAUUUCAGCUGGUGAAGCAGGUUCAAAGUUGAAGUGUUGAAAAGUAGUAACGCUCCCGUUGGGCAGGUUGCUAGCAACUGAAGUCAUCCAGAAUUGUGCCACAGACUUAGAAGUCACACACAGCCUAUCAGAGCGCCCUUGUGGUUUAUUAGAAGUUUUUUAAAUUUAAUUUUGUUUAUAUUGAAAGGCUUUGAACAUUUUUUUUGAGCAGUUCUGGUUCACGUCAAGAUUGGGAGGAGGGUCCAGAGAUCUCCCAUUUACCCCCUGCUGGGCCCCCCAGCAGAGCGGCACCCUGGUUACAACAGAGGCCCCCCCAGUGACACAGCUGAUCACCUCAUGCUCCCAGCCUGCCUUUGGGCUCUGUCUUGGUGUCGUACACUGUCUGGGUUCGGACAAAUGUAUGAGGACGUGUAUCCACCAUUACGGUACCACACAGGCCGUUCUCACUAAAAGCAGCCUGAAGAUCCUCUGUGCUCCUGCUCAUCCCCCCUGCCCCUCAGACCUUGGCAACUGCCGGUCUUUAUACUGUCUCCAUAGCUUUGCUUUCUCCGUCACAUCGUGAAGUUGGAAUCUUACAACGUGGUCAGAUUGGCUUCUUUCACUUUGUGUUACGCAAUCAAGCGGCUUGUUUUUUAGGAGACAAGUGGAGUCUCUGACUCCCCAUUAACGUAGCGUUGCAUGAAGUUGCCAGCAGCAGCUGGAGGUAGUGGGGACAUGUGCAGGUUCUUGAGAAGUGACAGCCAUGCGGAAGCUGGCUCGCGGGGCCACCUGGCCCACCUGCCUCGGGAGCCCAGGACUACCCACCUACCAUGGCAGGUGCUUGCUGCUGUGACCCUCAGCCCCCAGAGAGAGAAAUGACAUGUAAACGCACACAUUUAGAAGGCAGUGAUGUUUCUUU